Dovyalis caffra is the source of this 597-nucleotide messenger RNA. The record is from the annotation of a GenBank genome assembly. NCBI's taxonomy places the organism in Eukaryota, Viridiplantae, Streptophyta, Magnoliopsida, Malpighiales, Salicaceae.
AUGCGGGAAACGGGGAAUGUCUUGCUACGUGGUUUUGGUUGGAAUUUCUGGGUGGAGUGGUGCGGCGGUUCCGAUACUAUGGAGGAAAUCCUUGCCAGGAUCCAACAAAGAGAAGAAGCAGCGGUAAAGCGUGAACGAGCCAUGGCGUAUGCCUUCUCUCAUCAGUGGAGGGCCAAUCCUACACAGUAUCUAGGCCAGGCCUAUUACAAUCUUGGCAAAGAAAACUGGGGUUGGAGCUGGAAGGAGCGCUGGAUUGCUGCUCGGCCAUGGGAGAUUCGGGCUCAUGCUGAGCCUAAUACCCUAAAGAAAGUUCAUUCCAGACAAGAGAGCAAAACGGAGAUUAAAAUGCCACUCUCAACCAAACCUGCUUUGUCAAAUGGGAAGAUUCAACUAUUGAUGGAAAAUGACUCAUUGUUCGAUGCUCCCGAAAAUCCGAGCAACGAAAGAGAUGUUAAAGAUGGGUUUAUUCUUUCAAUUCUUUUUGCAGAUUUGAGGAAGUUGCUGAGGCAUCGAAAGGCAAAAAAGCAACCAACAAAAACAAUCACAAAGAGAAACUCUCUCUUUCAACUCUCUCUUUCAUCCAUUCAGAGGAAGUAG